Messenger RNA from Malassezia restricta, 552 nucleotides. RefSeq names its product translation machinery-associated protein 16. The coding region runs from base 1 to 552 and encodes 183 amino acids. Gene Ontology annotation, cellular component: nucleus. The record is from RefSeq and is a predicted model, not a curated record. The transcript is spliced from 2 exons. Lineage: Eukaryota; Fungi; Basidiomycota; Malasseziomycetes; Malasseziales; Malasseziaceae.
AUGGGAGGCAAAAAGCACACAUCUAAAACUCUCGUGAAGAAGGAUGCUAUGCAUCCAAAUUCCCGACACGCAUUUCAACGCGCCCGUGUUGUACUUCGAUCUCGCCGGCUGAAUGAAGCCCACGCAGCGCGCCGACGUCAACGGUCUGCCAAAGUAGACCGCAUUUUGGCAUUUGUGCUCCUAUUAUCCGAAGAUAAAACCCACAUUCCGGACUUGUACGCUUUUCAUGACUUUAUGACGACAUUUUUUCUAGCACGUCAUGAUGAAGAACUCGCUGAGCUGCAAAAGGCUCAAAGACCCGGCCGUCCCAAGAGCAAGCGACUCUUGGAACUAGAACGGCUCAUCGCGUCUGAAAAGCGCGAGUAUCACGACGGUAUGGUGGUACCCGAUCUAUGUAACGAAACGAACGUGGAACUUCUUCGCCAGUGGGAGGGAGAUCCUCAAGCACUCCCACUUUUCCGCUUUGUGCGUAUCAGCUCGUCAGAACGAGACUCGUUUCGUGUAAUUCAGGCAGGAACACACAAGCUGCUCCAAAAUACAAGCAGCCAUUGA